UUAAGAAUUCCGUCUAACGCUCCUCCUUCGUUCUCUUCCUCAUCUGCCUGCUCUCUGUCUUUUUGUGUCUCUGUCUCAGCUCUGCGUACCGUACGUCUUUCGUCCGCGUGGCCUCUUUUGUCUCCUCUGUCUUCUAUAUAUCCCAAUGCCCGUGCCAAAGCUCUCUGCGCGUCUGCGUAAGCGCCGCGAGCUCUCGGAUGUCGACAUCAACCAUCUGAAUCAGACCAAAGGGGAAGACAAUCUUUCGUCAGCCGCUGCUUCUUCACGUACUCUUCAUCACCACAACUUCCCUUCCUUUUCUACUUCCUUUGACGACGACUGCUCUGCCGGCCUGGACACUCCUUCUCCCUCCCCUCAAAAGAAUCUUCGCAAGAGCAGAAGCAUGCACAAACUAUCUGCCGUUUUUGGAAAGCUGAAGCUUCGCAAGAAGCACAGCGUCUCGUCUCUAUCCGAGGACAGCGCUUCCUCGCACUCCCACUCCUUCAAGCACCGCUGCGAGUCCUACACCACCUCUGCCUCAGACUCGACCUGCACCUCGCAGUCAACAUUCACAGUACUCGAAUCUUCUGCAUCCUCGGCCACCUCGGCUACCGAAGUGUUUGACACCAAGGACGCCGUCGACGAUGUCUGGCCGUCACUUUACGAUCUCGACGAAGGUCUCGACGGACUGGACGAGGCCGAUGAAAUCCGCUUCCCUCAACCACCAAAUCUCUCUACCGCCGACCCACUCCCUUCCGACUCUCUCCCGCAAAACCUGCCCCUCAGCGAUCCCCUGCCAGACAAAUACGCGGUCGACAUCGAGAUCUGCCCGAGUGCCAACGAAAACCUCGAGCGCUGCCUGGAGCGGAAACACGAGGUUGUCGAGGACGGUGUGUACUCCUACUACUUCACCCGACGCGAUAUCGUCUGGGUCAUGAACGAUGGCUCUCAGGAGAUGACGAAUGCUUCGGUGCAGAUGAUUAACUACGCGCCGUUCUUUGACGGCGGUAUACCAGCUGAAGAGCGCAUUGUUGUCAUCUCCUAACUGUCCACACUUUCUCUCUUUUUUUCACUCUUUUUUUCCUACAUAUUGCAUCAUCUAAUGGUCUCGGUUUUGCACGUUUCAUAGAGAGAUCUGGUUUUACAUAGCAAAAAGUUGCAGAUCACUGCACUCGUACAUAUAUUAUAGAGGAAGCUCAGUUGUUUGCGUGCUGAUUUGCGAAAAAAGAAUACGUUGUGGAGUUGGCUGAAUAGUUCUAAUUGAUUGUAAAAUAUUGUAAAAAGUUUUA
Messenger RNA from Myxozyma melibiosi, 1268 nucleotides. RefSeq lists its product as uncharacterized. The transcript is spliced from 2 exons. The record is from RefSeq and is a predicted model, not a curated record. NCBI's taxonomy places the organism in Eukaryota, Fungi, Ascomycota, Lipomycetes, Lipomycetales, Lipomycetaceae. The coding region runs from base 146 to 1024 and encodes 292 amino acids.